Molecule: messenger RNA, 1507 nt
Organism: Humulus lupulus (European hop)
Lineage: Eukaryota; Viridiplantae; Streptophyta; Magnoliopsida; Rosales; Cannabaceae
Product: transcription factor BIM2-like
Exons: 8
Coding region: 236-1201 (321 amino acids)
Biological process (GO): DNA-templated transcription
Molecular function (GO): protein dimerization activity; DNA-binding transcription factor activity
Source: RefSeq, a predicted model, not a curated record
CACCAUAACCCUUUUUUGGGAAGUAGACAGCAAAAAUGGAACUCAUCAACUAGGGCUCCUUCUCUCUACAACUGUACACAAUUUUAACAUUAACCUUAAACUAAGACUCUCUUUCUCUUUCUCUCUCUCACACAACAACUGCCCGGGCUGUACGGACUUCUCCCGUCGGAGCCCCACAUUCUCAUCGGAGCUUCCACUCAUACUUGCCCGAGGUGUUGGACGGUGAGUAUUGGAGAUGGUGGAGUCUUCGAGGGGUCACCAAGAAGAAUUCGAAGAUGAAGAAGAAGUGACCCACAAAGGGAAGGUAGAUGGGAAGAGUAGGGAAAAAAAUAGGUCUAAGCAUUCAGAAACUGAGCAGCGUAGGAGGAGCAAAAUUAAUGAGAGAUUUCAGAUACUUAGAGAGCUCAUACCUCAAAGUGAUCAGAAAAGAGACAAGGCUUCGUUCCUAUUGGAGCUUAUCGAGUACGUUCAGUAUUUACAGGAGAAGAUAAACAUGUAUGAGGAAUCUUACCAAGGUUGGAGUUCAGAGCCAGCAAAAUUACAUCCAUGGAGAAAUCAACAUGCGUCUACAGAAACUUUUGCUGAUCUUUCUCAAGUCGUAAAGAAUGGUUCUGAUCUUCAAAAUAAUGUUAUUGUUUCCCCAUCAUUGCUUCCCAAUCAACAAAACUCAUUGGAGUCUGACAUGGGCGUUGCUAUGGUUUACAAAACACUGGAUCACCUCCCCGGAUCAGCUACUCAAUCAGUUCCUCCUAACGUGGAGCAAACAAAUAUGUUUGACCCUAGUGGGAGGCAUGUCGUGCCUUUGCAACCUAUGCAGGAAUCCGUUUCUGAUGACAGCGAUGUAGAUCCACUGCCACAACCAUUACCUGAACCGUGGCAGGGUGGACAUACAACUACAAGUUCUGUGUUGAACAACGCACCGAGUAUCAAGGAGGAAAAAAGUGGAUCUCUGACAAUGUCAAAUUCAUACUCCCAAGGGGUUUUUGAUACUUUAAAACAAGCUUUGCGAUCUUCGGGCGUGGAUUUAUCACAGACCAGAAUCUCAGUGCAAAUUGAUGUUGCGAGUCAAACAGAUAGUGGACUGACUUCGAUCGCAUUCAGUUCAAAGGAUCAUGCAAACCGGUCACUGAACAGUCAAGUAAUUAGCACAGAUGACAAGUUUGAACGAGCUCAUAAGCGGCUCAGAAUAGGUGAAAAGUAGUGUAUUUUUUCAGCUGCCUAAUUUUCCUAUUUCUUUUCCUUUAUUUUGGGGUGGUGGUUUGAGUUGAGAGGGGUAUUGGAUGGGUAUUUUUUUUUCGGGGAUAAUUGUACAUGUGUAUGCACCUUGUGCUAUGCUCCAAUUUCCAUGCGCAUGGAUAACCUUAGAAGAAAGUUUCAGAAAUUCAGUUGCUUGUACCUCAAUUUGAAUAGACAAUUCCAUGCACAUAGUGAAGCAACUCUCACAUUUUUAGGUGUGAUUUCCUGUCAUGAUAUAGCUGUCUCAUUCUUAUCUAUGUGAUUUGUAUCC